CUGUAGCUUGCUACAUUUCUGUAAUUUCGGUAAAGUAAAAUGAGAUUACUUAAAUAUUGAAUAAAUGGAAUGUUCAGGAUAAAAUAAUGAAGGGAUAAAACUAGUAAUAUGGGAGACACUUCGCAGGUUGCGUGUAACUUAAACGAUAAAAUAAAAAACGAAAUAAACACAGAAAAUACAAAUGAUAUCAACAAAAAUUUGUUAUCUCUUAACAAUGUUACAAACAAACGGGACAAUACAUCAUUUUAUACUGAAGUUAUUAGUAUAGAUGAUUCUGAAGAUGAGGAUACGGAACCUAAAUGUAAUCAAGAUGAUAUUUCAAAUGAAAUAGCGGCAUCAAGCGGAUUUCUUAAUGAGAAUAAUAAUCCUUCGAAAUCAGAGAAUGAAAAAAAAUACUACAUCAUUUACCAACAUAAGUUAUACAUAUUAAGUAAAGAAACUAUACUAAAAGGUAUUGAAGAACAAGCUAAGUUAGUAAAAAAUAAAUCAGAUUCAAUAUUGAAUAAAAUUAUCCGAACGCAACAUCCCCAAUGUUACACACAUAAAAGAACUGUAUACGAAAACUUAAUAUAUAAUGCUAUAGAGUACUGGAAACGUUGGUGUGAGAGCACAAAAUUAAAAACUACCCCCAUUUUAUAUAAAUGUUACAUUUGUAGUGAAGGAUGGUCAAGAUUAUAUCAUUUCGAACAACAUAUAACAAUACAUGAAGAGAAAAAUCUGACGAUUUUACUUGAAGUUAUUGGUCAAGAAACAAAUAUAAUUGUCUCUUACGGUAAUCCAAAGAAAAGUGAACUAGUUAUUGUUAACACUGAUUGUUGGAAAUGUAAUAAAGUAUUUCAAAAUCGUGAAUUUAUGAAAUAUUGUGUGAAAAGUCAUACUUGCGAGUUGUGUCUGGAUCAAUUGACGUCUGUUGGAUCACAAAGUGAUUGUAAAAGCUACAACGAUAGUGGGGUUUUAUGUAAUAUAUGUUCUAUGAAAUGUAGAAACGGAUAUAUGUAUAGUCAUAUGGUGUUAUAUCAUUCACCGAAGUCUGACGAGCCGGCCAUAACACAUCCUAAGAUAUGCAAUAUAUGUGAAGAGAAAUAUUUUUUUCUUCCUUACCAUGAUUGUCAGAAAAAAUAUAAAUUUUAUAGAUGUCAAUUCUGUUGCAAUAGAUUUCUAACGAAGAGAUUACAACAAUUACAUAUCUUAAUGAAUAAAGGUGUCAGUGAAUGUCCAGAUUGCUCGAAGAAAUUCACUAAAUGUUAUUUAAACGAACAUUUAUUAGUCCAUUCAUCUAAUUAUGAUGUGUUGCAAUAUUGUAUUUUAUGUAAAAAUAACGUAUUAUAUAAUAAUAAUGAAUUAUUUACAAGUCAUAUGGUAAAACAUGGCAAGUCUAGUCAAAGACGACGGUAUGCUGCCAAGAUGUUGUUACCCGUCAAAUGCAUAAAGGGCGUGAUAUGCGACAGUAUAGUUCGUUUACAAGUACCUGCAAAAAUUCUACAUAAACACAUAGUUGAUUUGGAAUAUAUGAAUUACACACCUCUUGAGUUAUUCGAAAUAAUUAAAAGUAAAAAAACUAAGGAAAUAACAGAAGCUUGUAAUAAAAGUAAUACAAACAAAACUACGUCUGUUAAUAAAUGUAGGAAUCUAGAACAAAGUGUUAUUACUAAAAAAUUAAAUAAAAAACAAAUAAUAACUCGAACAGUAAACAAUUUACAAGAUGACAUCGAUUUUGAUGUCGAAUCUAAUAAUGCAUUCCAAGUACAAUUAGACGCUGAAAUACAAAGAGAUGUUGAAAUAGAGAAGCAAAUAUCGAAAGUUUUUGAAGCAUCUGAUUGUUACAAGAAGUUUCUAGAUAAAGAAGCAAAUGAUCCAAUCGACGAUACUUACGAUGUUUUGGAUAAUACUGUUUCAAAUAAUGAUGAAUAUUUGAAUACAGAUACGAGUACUGAAGAAAAUUCUGAUACCGAUAUUCAAAAUGAAAAUCAAUCAGAUAUGGAAUAUAAUGAAAUAUUUAAAUGUAAUAUUAAAACGAAUGUAGAUAAAAUGGAAGAUUGUAAUUCAAAUAAAGAAAAAUCUAAACAAGAAGUAAAUGAAAGUAUAAAGAAAGUUGAAAAAGAAAAUAUUAAUAAAAAAGAUACAGAUUUAAUUAAUUUAAACAUUACAGAAGAUAAUUUGAUAUCCAAAGAUAGUGGAAGUGAAAUAGAAAAAUCUGAUAUAACUAAAGAUUUUAACGAUAAAGUGACAUCAGAUUAUUUGAAUGCAGUUGACAAUUUAGAUACAGAUAUUAAAACUGAUCCUAGUAUCAAUAUAAAAAUAGAUACAUUUAAUACAGAUAUCGAUGGAAUCUCAGACAAUAUAGUACCUAAAUAUAGUGACAAUUAUAUAAAAAUUAAUACAGAAAACAUAUCUGAACCUAAAUAUUCUUGCAGUGAUUGUAAAUAUACAGGAAAUUAUAAACAAUACGUAGAUCAUUCAAUAUCUUGUAUAAACAAGUAUAUUAAUUGCAUAUAUUGUAUGAAAAGUUUCCAAAACAUAAAAUCGUUUUUAAACCAUUUUCCAGAACAUAAACUGACAUAUUUAUCCUGUCCCCAAUGUUUUGAGAAAUUCAAUGAUAUAAUUAAUUUAAAAAAUCAUAUUUUAACACAUAUAUAUGAGUUAUUCCAUUUACCGAAUUCAGGAUAUGAAGGUUAUAAAUGUUCUUUAUGCGAAGAAUCAGUUGAUAUUGAUAAAUUUUUCAUACAUUGGGAAUCACAUUUACAAUUGAACGAAGGUAAUAUGGAUAUAGACAAUGAGAUUGAAGUAAAAAAAAUAAUGACUCCUGAGAUGGUAAAACAAGCUCUCGUUAUUCUAACAAAGAUAAGAAAUCACAAUCUAUUAUGUAUUGUGUGCAGUAAAAUGUUUACAAACAGUAUAAAACUCAAAAGACAUUUGAUUAACCAUUUACUAUACGAAGUUAAAAUAGAUAUGCUUAACGGGGCUAAGUUAACUUGCCCUAAGUGUCGUAUAGACAUCAAAGAUAUCGAUAAUUGGAUAAUACAUAUGGAACAACAUUCUCAUUUACACAGUAUAUAUUUUUGCAAAUCUUGUCGUAAAAGUUACAAGGAUCCAAUUCUUUUUGAUCAACACAAGGAAAUGCAUAAAAAAAAAUACGUCUGUGACAUCUGUGGUAAGAAGUUUUUUGUGGAAUCCUUGAUUAUACAACAUCUUGAGAACCAUGAGCCUGUCAAAAUUAUUACUUGUCAGAUAUGUGACGAGGUAUUCCGUUUCCAAAGUCAAUAUAAAAGUCACGAUUGUAUGCCAUUACUGAGGUUCUCUUGUACUCUUUGUGAGAGAAAAUUCCGCACUUGUAAGGAUAAAUUGAAUCAUUUAUGGAAUAAACAUAAAUUUAGCCGCCACUCAGCUGAUUGUACACUUUGUGAUAAGAAAUAUAGACGAUUGCGGGAUCUGAGAUGUCAUUUGAAGAUGAAACAUGGAAUAAAGAGAAGUGACGAGUUUGAUAGAUUGAGGGAAUAAUCUACAACGAAAGGGAAAAAGAAGAAGAGACAGAAGAGAAAGUGAAUAAGCAUUUACUAUAAAAUAGAACCUCGAUAACUUAAAAAUAAUAUGUUCCCUUCCUAUCAGAGACUAAAACCUCUACAAC
Messenger RNA from Papilio polytes (common Mormon), 3625 nucleotides. RefSeq names its product zinc finger protein 836-like. Bases 109 to 3498 code for a protein of 1129 amino acids. Gene Ontology annotation, cellular component: chromosome. Gene Ontology annotation, molecular function: chromatin insulator sequence binding; RNA polymerase II cis-regulatory region sequence-specific DNA binding; DNA-binding transcription factor activity, RNA polymerase II-specific. The transcript has 7 exons. The record is from RefSeq and is a predicted model, not a curated record. Gene Ontology annotation, biological process: regulation of transcription by RNA polymerase II. Lineage: Eukaryota; Metazoa; Arthropoda; Insecta; Lepidoptera; Papilionidae.